Messenger RNA from Aspergillus uvarum CBS 121591, 1770 nucleotides. RefSeq lists its product as uncharacterized. NCBI's taxonomy places the organism in Eukaryota, Fungi, Ascomycota, Eurotiomycetes, Eurotiales, Aspergillaceae. The transcript is spliced from 6 exons. The record is from RefSeq and is a predicted model, not a curated record. The coding region runs from base 414 to 1502 and encodes 362 amino acids.
AGGCAACGCGCGAAAAGCCCGACAUAAUCAAGCCAAAACAUUUUAUUCCCUUCCUGCAUAAUUAGCGCGGCCUGGUUGCGUGAUUCCCCUCCCCACUCCUGCGUAGUCCCCUCACCGCCCACAAAUAGCAAUCAUGCACAUAUUAACUCCUGCAUCAAAAGUCGAUGCAUCAAAAAAAGGGCACUGACACCUGGCUGCAGCAAUCGAAGGCACCUGUCCAAUCCCCCCCCCACCAAACGCCUGUACUGAAAAAUCUCCUAUCAGUCGACCGGGGGAUCCGCAUCCUAUAAGAAAUGUCACUAUCGCCGGACCUGGGCUACAGCGAUUCCCCCAAAGCCCGCGAACUGCUGCAUCUUCGCUUUUCGUGACCAUUCCCGGAUGGUCCACGACCACAGUGGCAGCGCCUCCAUGCCAUGGCGGGCACCGCAGCGUACGAUCAACAACCGAACAAAGGCCCGGCCCUGCUGGCGGUGAUGUGGACUUUGACGAGCCUUGCGACCGUGUUGGUCUGCGCGCGCCUCGUCAUUCGGACAAAGAUCAUUCGUGCGUUUGGGUUGGACGACUGGCUGAUUGCUUCUUCAAUGAUUCUAGGGCUAUGUAAUGUCAGCCUCGCGACCGUCGCCGUCACCCAAGGUCUCGGCCGACACGCUUCCACGAUCGGCCCCGCCGCCGCCGAACGAGCGAACCUGACCAUCGAUCUCGGCUGGAUCUUUGGAAUCCUCGCGUUCGCGCUGCCGAAAUUAGGCGUGGCGGCCCUGCUGCAUCGUAUCUUGGCGCCUGGAGUUCACAUGCGGUGUGCACUCUGGGGGCUGACGGGGCUGGUGAUGGUUGUCGCGGUGGUAAAUAUCUUAGUGCUAUUUACCCAGUGUGACCCGCCGCGCGCGCUGUGGGCGACGGUCGAGGGGGCAAGCUGUCGCAGCUCGAGGGUUCUGAUCGGGGUGGCAACGUUGAAUGGGGCAUUAUCAGCUUUCACCGACCUCAGCCUCGCAAUCUAUCCGAGCGUGAUCCUCUGGCGAUUGCAGAUGUCGUUGCACAAGAAACUCGCCCUGUGCGCGGCGUUAGGGCUGGGCGCUAUUUCCGCCUGCGCCGCCAUCAUCAAAACCACCCACCUCGACGCCCUCGGCAACGUUGCCGACACAACAUACGAAAGCUGCCCCCUCGUCCUCUGGACCAACGCAGAAGCCAACCUCGUCAUCAUCGCCUCCUGCAUCCCCACCCUCCAGCCCCUCUUGGAAUUUGUCCUCGGAAGACGCUCCUCCGCUUGCCGGUCCUACAGCCUCCCGCGCUCGUACCCGACCCCCGUGCCGUCGUAUGGGCCGGGAUCCGCGCGAAAGGGGCGUCAUCCGUUGACGACUGAGAGUGCUACACGGGCCGAUAGCCAGGAGGAGAUUUGGUCCGGGGAUGAGGAGGUGGAGACGGAGCGGCGGGCCAGGAAGUGGGAGAUCCAUCGCACGGAUCAGAUCAUCGUGGAGUUUGAGAUGGGGGGUGAGCGGGAGCGGUAGGUUGGAAUCUUGGUAGGCGAUUCGGGUUAAAACGGUUCUAACGGGUGUCUGCUUUAAUUGUUGAACUUGGCAUUUCUGGAAAUAAAAGUUGGAUGAUAGAGAAAAAUGUGAUGCGCGUGCUUGGUUUGGAAGUUAGAGCAAUCGGCUGGUGUUUGCGUUGGUUCUAGAGAUAGGUCUUCAGGUCGAUGGACGGGGUAAUUGUUUGCUUGUGUACGGAUCUGUCAAGUUUGAUGAACAAGAGCUUAUCAAGGGCAGCGGAGAUACUUCC